AUGGUUGGCUUGGAUAUACGACAUUAUUGUGCAACUCUGUUACAUCUAGAUUAUCGUACCCUUCGAGGAUAUUCUAAGAAUGAAAAAGGUGCAUGCCAUUGUUACGUACGAGAACAAUUACAAUUAAUUGGUAAAACAGAAAGUAGUAGUAAUAGUGAAACACAACAGAAUAAACGACAGAAACGCGAACAUUCAUUUAUUCUUGAUGAAAUUAAAGAUGAGUCAACUGCACUUGACCAGAAUGAAUUCGAUGAUGAUUAUGAUGCUGAAAGUGUUGAAUACUCAUUAUCAAUGACUCAAGCUGAUGAAUUAAGAAGAUAUUUAUCAAUGAAGAUUGACAUGAACCAUAAAUUUUUUUUUCGACGUACUUACGUUUCGAAAAUCAGAUGUUAA
Messenger RNA from Rotaria sp. Silwood2, 393 nucleotides. The record is from the annotation of a GenBank genome assembly. Lineage: Eukaryota; Metazoa; Rotifera; Eurotatoria; Philodinida; Philodinidae.